AUGAGUUGGUUAUUCAUUGCAAUCUUUAUUCUUUUCAUAAUUCCUAACUCUUACGGAAUCAUUUUUCCGGAACAAUGGGAACACAAAGAAAUUGAAGGAUCCGGAUCGUCAGGAGAAGGAAUCAACAUAAUUCCCACAGAAGAUUUGAGAAACAUUAUUGACAACUACACUAUCCCAAUGUAUUUGUUGCAAAGAGUUUAUCAAACAGCCGACCCUUCAAUAACAACAGUUGGACCCGAAGAAAUGGAUCUUCUCGAAAAAGCGCGACCGGAGACAAUGAGAGCAAAGUUCAUCGAUGAUAUUCUUCAAGAAGACAUAAAUCUAGAAAAUGCAAUUCAAAGUUUUCAAAAUGUUGCAUUCUUUCUAUUUUCUCCACUUGGGUGCGAUGGAGAGGAAAUAUGGCCGAGUGUAUAUGAAUUCACAUUGGACCAACUUCAAUGCGUUGCAUUCAAAACUAUGGCCAGAUUGACCACAAAAUCGGGAUUCACGAAAAAAUAUUUCGCAAGAGCAGUACAUUUCGGUUUACUUAGCAAAACACCAAUCGAGCACAAAAUAACAGAGAUGAAUGUUUAUCGUUUUAUUCUGCCUGCGUCUGACGAACAAUUUGUGAGAAAAUUAAUGAGAUUCUACCAGAAUUCUUUCUGGAACGAAAUGGAGCUUGACCGUCUUCAGAAUUAUGAAGACGAAAGCUUUCUAUGUGGCUCGCUCAAUUUUCAAAAGGAAGUUUACGAAAAGAUAAAAGAAUUUCAAUAUUGA
This is a messenger RNA of Caenorhabditis bovis, 756 nucleotides long. The record is from the annotation of a GenBank genome assembly. Lineage: Eukaryota; Metazoa; Nematoda; Chromadorea; Rhabditida; Rhabditidae.